AUGCCCAACCCGCAAGGCAAAAACGGGAGAGGUGUUGUUAGUCCUCCAGAUGCAAUCAUAAGACCGCUUGUAGAGCAGUAUGUUGCCAAUGGUUACAGCAAUCAAGAGAUCAUCUCUCGUCUUCGGGCACACCAGGAGACUAGCAAGUUCAAUAUAUCUGGGGAGUUACGUCCUGCCCGUGGUCAAGCACACACAAUUGAAAGCAUUGGACCUGCCAUCGAGAGUGGCUCGCACGACAUGAAGCAAACCCUUAGGCAAGAGGAACAUCUCAUGGUUCCACGAGACUUAAUACUGCGGUACAUGAACCUUCACCAUCCAGAUGAAGUUCAGCGCCGGAAGAGUCGCCGGCUCAAACGCAGCACUUUUUGGACUGCAGGUCUUCACGACAUUUGGGUUUUUGACCAACACGACAAGUGGCGUCGUUUUCAGCUCUUCCUACAUGUUGGUAUCGAGCCGUUCUCAGGGCGAAUACUCUGGCUCAAGAUCUGGUGGACCAAUCACAAUCCACGCUUGAUCUGUGGCUGGUAUUGUGACACGGUCCAAAGCCUUGGAGCUAUGCCUCUCGUUACCCAAAGUGAUCCGGGCACAGAGAACAACGGGAUUGCGAACGGUCACACCAUGCUUCGUCAUCUUCAAGAUCCAGGUCUAGCACGCACCCUGCAGCACAAGUUCAGAGGCGACCAUCGCAAUAUAAAGCCAGAAAUUUUCUGGAGCCAAUUGCGCUGUCGCUGGACUCCGGGUUUCGAAGAUAUUCUCGAUUUCGGUUUGAGUGCAGGCAUCUAUAACCCGGAUGAUGCACUCGAAAGACUUGUAUUUCACUUUGUUUUCAUUCCGUGGCUCCAGCAUGAGCUCGAUCUUUUUGCCGAUAAGUUCAACAACACUAAACCCCGCUUCAACAUGCACAAAAUCCUACCACAUGGUCGCCCCAAUGAUAUCUUCGAUUGCCCUGAGAAAUUUGAUUGUCGGGACUUCUCUGUAAGCUGUCAGACACAUUCUUGUCCAUAUAUUAAUGAGGUCCGGAAAACAUACGCUCCUUCCGAUCACCCCGUUUUUCUCUUGGUACCCCAGGAAUUCUCCCAGCAGGCUACGGCAUUCAUGUCUGAGCUCGGUCAUACUGUACUGACUCGUGACAAUAUCUGGGACGUGUAUUCAGGUCUUCUUAUGUGCUUUCGAGCCAUUGAAGGCGAGGAUCCCAUUCGAAGUGUCAUCACCGCACAGCCAAAGAUCCCAUGCGACGGUGAAAAACUAAUUGGGUCUGAGGAGAUGGAUGUUCUGGAUUUACCGCCAUUUGUUGAAGGGGCUGGAUAUCGUGUACCCACUGGUGAAUCUGCGGCAGUCAACUCAUCAGAUGAAGAGUCUGACUUCUACGAGUUUACCUGGACAGAUGAGGAGGCAAUUUAG
This is a messenger RNA of Suillus clintonianus, 1401 nucleotides long. RefSeq lists its product as uncharacterized. The record is from RefSeq and is a predicted model, not a curated record. The coding region runs from base 1 to 1401 and encodes 466 amino acids. The transcript has 8 exons. Lineage: Eukaryota; Fungi; Basidiomycota; Agaricomycetes; Boletales; Suillaceae.